UGUAAGCUGAUUUUUUGAACCAAUUCACCGGAUCAAAAUCAAGCUCAGACUGUUUUUGCGGUAAAAAAAAAGAAAUCAGAGUUAAUGGUCCAUUUCGCACCAAGUAAAUUGGUUCACAAAUGGGCGCCAUUUUCCAUUUGGCAGUAUAAUAAAUUACUUUUCAUGACGUAAAUUCGGAGUUUAUUUAUAGAGACCCCAAUUGAGUUAUUUUAGUGAAGUGAUCUCUUUUGGUUGAUUAAUCGAAUCGGGUCAUUUUCACGUAAUUCUGGUGUCAUAUGUCCACUUAAUUCCAAAAUAAUCUCCAUACCUUUAUCACGCUGUGAUACUUUUAAAUUUGGCGGUCGCAUCAAAUUUGUGUAUGACAUCAGCCUAACUGAUUGGUGAUGUUAUAUUUCCAUUCUAUCAACCUUUUUAAACUUUUUCAAAGUGUCUUAUUUUGGACUACUCGAACAUUUGGAUGAUGGCCGUACAAACUUCAAAACAAUUACCCAUUAAAUUAAAUGUUCCUUGUGGUUCUGGCUGAAGGCUCAAGAAUGGACAAUAAAGAUGUCCAAAAUGGUGCUCACUUACAGACCACGUCCCCUGAGAGUGAACCCGGCCCAUUUUUUUACCCACCCUCUCCGACCAGAAGAAGCGACCCCCUCCGGCCCCCAAAGACCAGACUUCUCAAUUCAAAUGCCGACUCCGCCAUUGUUGUGAAUAAUUUCCAAUUAAAGACUAACUGUGGACCAGAAUCCCUAACCAGUUCAGCUUCAUUAAAAGACCACAGCCAAAAAGACAAGCCUCCCUCUUCAGCAUCCUCUUCAUUUCGCAUUCCUACUCCGCCAAACGACUCCUCUAAACUCCUAUCAGCGGCACAAAAUUUGUUCGACCUUGACGACCAGGAUAUCCAAUCCAGAGUCGAGAGUGGCUUGAGUGAAUCUAAUUUGAGCGAAAACGGAGGAGGCAGUUUAGACAGUCGAACGUCAGACGAGAAAUUGCCGUCCGCGAAAAACGAGGAGAAACUACGCGAGUUCUGCUGCUUCGGAAAUCUGAAAGGUGUGAAGGAGCUUGUGAAGAGUGGUUGUGUGGACGUGAACUGUGUCAACUCAGUCAACGGCUGGACCCCCCUCCACUGGGCCGCCAAGAGGGGCGACUCUGCCAUCGUCACUCUCCUACUCAACAAAGGGGGAGCAAACCCAAACAUUCUCAGCGCAGAAGGGGAGCUUCCUAUUGAUCUCGCGUCUUCAGUGAAAGUUGAACAAAUUCUUCUCAAAUCAACAAACGCACAGAGACCAGGUAGAAUUAAACGACCACCUACCCCGCUAAUUAUUCCACCCGACCAGAAUUCUACCCAAAAACAAUUCACGGCAACUAGUAGCACCCUGAAUACAGAAAUCAACAAGAAAGCGGAACCAAUUGAUUUCUCGUACCCUUACCAGCCAGUAGUGGAAAAAGACCCUGUCAACCCUCACCCUUCCCAAAACUACACUCCUACUCUUUGGCAGUCAUCAAAGAAUAGUUCUACCGGAAAUUUGCCCAUAUUUGGAAGGCGCCGAGGAAGUUCAGGAUCUAAUCACGUCGACACGCCGUUGGAGAACGAUUCGGAUUCGCAACGGAGUCUAAGGUUUGGACAAGUUGUCACAUCUUCACCGGGACUUGUAGCAGGAGGGCAAAUGGUGUACGGAAACGGAUUUGUGUCCGCCGGCAACACGCCGAAGAUCGGAGAAACAAAAAGACACCAGCUGAUGAACGGAGGUGGAGCAGGAAGCCGCGGUAAACACCACAACAUUAACAACAACAUUAACAACAACAAUAGCAGCAUAAAUAGCAAUCAAUAUCAACAACAUCAACACCUUCCGAAUGCUCACCAGUCCUUUACCCUUGAUCUUCAACACCACCCCCCUCCACAACAGUCAUACGACAUGACCUCCCCAAACAGCAACUCCCAAAACUGGGCUUCAUCCAACCCAAAUGGAUCCCACUCUUCCCAGAACAAUUCACACCUCGGAUCCCCACAAGGAGAAGUGUCGAGGAGUUACAGAAUCGUGAAGGUGCGAAUUGCAGGCAAGGAUCCGGACUUCGUCGAAAUUGACCUGCCACUGACUAAAUUGACGCUAAGAGGCUUAAUUGAGGUUGCAUGUUUGGAGUUAUUCGAAACGUUUCCCGUACAUGUUGAGCGUGUUCGAAAGCUACCCAACACACGGCUGAGACGAGACGUCGAAGUGGAAAGACUCGGCAACUACUCGGAAAUCGAACUGGUUCUCGCAUCGCCCACCACUCUCAGCCAGAUGCACGCGGGACACCAGCACCAGACAAGUCACGUGAACAACAAUGGAAAUCACGUGAAUAGCAACGGGAAUCACGUGACCAACAAUGGAAAUCUGAAUGCUAAUCAUGGCCAUAUAAGCACGCAUAACAGUAAUUCCCACCUAAAUCACCAUCACGUACAUCAACACCAAGUACCUCCCCCCAUUUUGAAAGACACGAGCACCCCCACCUCACCCAACGGAGGGCAAUCAGUUGGAGGAAAAGUGGCAAGCAGCUCUUCCGAAACUUCUGCUUCCGAGUUCCAAUGUUGAUAGCUUGCAUUAGUUUUAAUUUAAAAUACCUAAUUAAAAUUCCGAACACAUGGGCCAGAUCCGUAAAACUACCAGCAAAGAAAACUCCCUAUGCCAUAUUAAAAACUAGCGGAGAUAUUGCUUGGUAGGUUUCCAGUUAAAUUGAAGCCGUAUAUCUAAAUAUUUUAUUUAUUGUGCAAUCUCUUACCAAAAUUUUUUAGUUUUCGCUAUUAAAAAUAUUAUAUCAAUUAUUUAUAACCAUGUAAAUUUGUAGU
Molecule: messenger RNA, 2815 nt
Organism: Symsagittifera roscoffensis
Lineage: Eukaryota; Metazoa; Xenacoelomorpha; Acoela; Convolutidae
Product: myb-like protein A
Exons: 7
Coding region: 501-2561 (686 amino acids)
Molecular function (GO): protein binding
Source: RefSeq, a predicted model, not a curated record